This is a messenger RNA of Candidula unifasciata, 8280 nucleotides long. The record is from the annotation of a GenBank genome assembly. Lineage: Eukaryota; Metazoa; Mollusca; Gastropoda; Stylommatophora; Geomitridae.
GCCUACUUACGGGAAGGUGUGGCCCUUCACGAGCUUGGUCGCCAUGGUGAUGCCCUGGCAGCAUUUGCAUGUGGACUGGGCCAAGAACCUGGGAACGUUCAGCUGCUGGAUAGUAUGGUGGAGGCCGCGCUGGCGUCUCCGUUGAAAGACAAACUGGAGUCAACUUUUCAACAGUUGGAGAAGUUUGGCCUGAAAUCCAAACCAUUUAUCAUUAUUGCUGUUGUUGGUCAAGAACUGCUAGCUGCAGGUCAAUUCAGCGCAGCUGUGACUAUUCUAGAAGCUGCUCUUAAGGUCGGAACAUGCAGUCUGAAGCUACGUGGAUCUGUCUUCUCUGCUCUAAGCAGUGCAUUGUGGGGCCUAGGCAAUUUGGACAAGGCAAUUUAUCAUAUGCAGCAAGAUUUAGCUGUGGCCAAAAAUUUAGGUGACCGAGAGGGCGAAUGUCGAGCUUACGGAAAUCUAGGCUCAGCUUACUUCACAAAAGGCCAUUACAAAGAAUCCUUAGCAAACCACAGGUUUCAGCUGGUCCUGGCCAUGAAACUAAAAGACCGUUCUGUAGCAGCUAGUGCCUUGAGCAGCUUAGGACAUGUUUACACAGCCAUAGGUGACUACCCAAAUGCUCUGGCCAGCCACAAACAGUGUGUGCUUCUUCUGAAACAAUCCAGAGAAACCCUCCUGGAGGCAAGAGAAAUCGGCAAUGUAGGAUCUGUUUACCUGGCCAUGGGAAACUUUGAAAAUGCAGUAGAGUGUCAUCAGGAGCAUUUAAAGAUAGCAAAAGGUUUGAAGUCCACAACAGAAGAAGCUCGGGCAUACAGUAAUCUUGGCAGUGCUUAUCAUUAUAAAAGAGAUUACCAAAAGGCCAUGGUGUUCCACAAGGAGGUUCUGAAGGUUGCUGAGUUGACCAAGGACAAAACUUUGGAAGCUAGAGCAUAUGCAGGUUUGGGACAUGCUGCUCGAUGCUGUGGUGAUACCAUGACUGCCAAGACAUACCAUGAGAAACAGCUAGAUAAUGCCUUACAAACAAAAGACAAAGUUGCAGAGGGACGGGCUUGUUCAAAUUUAGGUAUUAUAUUUCAUCAGCUCGGAGAGUAUGAAGCUGCUCUGAAACUUCAUAAAGUCCACUUAAAAAUUGCAAAGGCUUUACAAGAUAGAGCAGGUCAAGGGAGAGCAUAUGGAAAUAUUGGGAAUGCAUACAGCGCCCUUGGGAAACACGAACUAGCAGUUAAGCAGCAUAAACAAGAGCUGGCAAUCUCAUCUGAAGUCAAUGAUCGUCACUCAGAAGGUUCGACUCAUGGGAACCUUGCAGUGGCCUACCAAGCUCUAGGCAAAACCGAGAAUGCUCUUCAUCAUUAUUUAUCUCAUUUGAGCAUUUCCCGGGAGUUGAAAGAUUUAUCCAGUGAAGCCAGAGCUCUGUGCAAUCUGGGAAAUUUUCAUUGUGCCAGGGGAAAUUACUCUAGUGCAGUUUCAUUUUAUGAACAGUUUCUUUCUUUGUCUCGAGAGCUGAAUGAUUCAGAAGGAGAAAGUAAAGCUUGUUUCAAUCUGGGAUAUGUACAUUUCAAUUUGGGGAAUUUCUCAGAAGCUGUAAAAUAUUAUGAACAGGAUUUGGCAUUUGCAAGAGACAGGAAAGAUCGGUUAGCACUAGCACGUGCAUAUUGUAAUCUGGGAUUAGCACAUAAAUCUUUACUCAGGUUUGAUGAUGCCCUUGAGUGCCAGAGAAAGUGUUUAAAACUUAUGGAUGCACUGGAAAAUACCCCAGGAAAGUUACGAGCAUUAGGUAAUAUUGGAGAUUUAAUGAUGAAGCAACAGUUAAACCUCGCCAGACAGUGUGAUAGUUCUGACCUUCUGGCUACAGCUUAUGGAGCCUUGGGUUCUGCUCACAGAAUGUUAGGUCAGUACGAUAAAUCUCUUGCGUAUCAUACACAAGAAUUGAACAUCCGGCAGGAUAUUAAUGAUCUGCGUGGAGAAUGCCGUGCACAUGGGAAUGUUGGCAAUGUUCAUAUGUCUCUUGGUAAUUUCUUAACAGCUUUGAAAUGCUACCAGGAAAUGCUUGAGAGAAGCCGAGAACUCAAAGACCAUCGGCUAGAAGGACAAGCCUGUGGUAACCUGGGUAUAACAAAAAUGAAUAUGGGUCAGUAUGAAGAAGCUAUUGGCCUCUUGGAAGAGCAACUGGCUAUGCUGGAGCAGCACUACGGCCCAACAACUCUUCAAGACAAAGGCAAAGCUUUUGGGAAUCUUGGAGAUUGUUAUGAAGCUCUUGGGGAUUAUGAAGAGGCUGUUAAGUGGCAUGAACAAUUCCUGAUAAUUGCACAGCAGACCAAUUCCCUCACUGAUCAAGACAGAGCCUAUCGUGGAUUGGGCAAUUCUCAUAAAGCUAUAGGGAAUCUUCAGCAAGCAUUGGUAUGCUUUGAGAAAAGACUGUAUGUUGCUCAUCAAACCAACAGAGCCGCCUCUAAAGCUUCUGCUUACGGAGAACUUGGAUGUCUUCACAGUUUGCUGGGUAACCUGGAGCAGGCUAUUGCUUGCCUGCAGCAUCAGCUGUCCCUGGCUGAAGAGAUGGGUGAUGCAAAUUGUCAAGGAGAUGCUGCUUGUGGUCUGGGAGGGGUCUAUCAGCAAAUGGGAGAAUACAGCACAGCACUGACUUACCACCAGAUGGAUCUCAGGAUUGCUGAGAAAACAAACAACACAGCGUGUCAAUGUCGAGCCUAUGGCAAUCUUGGUCUUUCAUACGAAUCCUUGGGCAACCUCAAGGAGGCCAUCGAGCAUCAGAACCAACAUCUGAGUAUUGCAGCCCAGCUGAAUGAUGGCGUGGCUAAAACUCUUGCAUACAGCAGUUUAGGUCGCGUCCAUCAUGCACUCGGUAACUACACAGAGGCUGUCCAGUACCUACAGCAAGGGCUGCAGAUUGCAGAGCAGCUGAGACGCAGAGAAGAUGAGGCCAAAAUCCGCCAUCGGCUGGGUCUCUCCUUGUGGUCAGCUGGUAACUUAGAUCAGUGCCAACAACAACUCCAUCGUGCUGCAGAUCUGUUUGAGACCAUUCGCCGGGAGUCUCAGUGUAGCUCAGAGUAUCGGCUGUCGCUGUUUGAUCUUCAGACUGCUUGUUACCAGACCUUGCAGAGAGUUCUGGUAUCACUGAACCGACAUGAUGAAGCCUUGGUCGUUGCCGAAAGAGCAUGCACUCGAGCAUUUAUUGACCUUCUCUUGGAGAGACAAGCCGGAUCUGCCGGGCUGUUCAAUGGGACUACAAUGGAUCUGACCCCAGUGUCCACAGAACAGAUCACCAACAUCGUAGCCAAUCAAAGCAGUUAUGUUUUGUGUUUUUCCAUCGCUUCCAAACACCUCUACAGCUGGUUGCUUACUCCAAAACAAGGCAUUGUCAAGUUUCACAGUGUAUGCCUGAGUGAUCUGGAUUCUGACAGUGAAACAGUGGACACUCGGUCUUUCAUCAGUGUCUCAGGCCUGUCAUUACUGGAUCAGUGUGUGGGGCAGCUCAGGGAAUCCAUGGGCAUUGAGAGUCACAUUGCUACCUCAGCUACAGGGCAUAGGUCAAGUGUGAUCCUAUCUGGCCAUGAAUACAGCGACACUGACAGUGAAGCAGACGAUGUAUUCCAGCUGCAGCUUGAAGAACUUGGGGAUAAACUGAAUGCAGACACAGACAGGACAGGUUUCUUGGCCAUGGUCAACCGAAGCCACAACUUGAACGCCAGCAGUUACAGUUUGGGCAGCAUUCUCAGUACAGGAGCUGGCAGUGUCAGCAGCAAUUUGCUAAACACUCUUGGCGGAAGCCAGCGGAGCCUAGGAUUAACAAGGGGAGUUAACUCUCCUUUAAGCAUGUUGUAUCGGUAUUUAAUUGAACCAAUGGAGGCUGCUAUUGCAGAAAUAAAGGAGGCAGAAUCUAUUCAAAAUGACUAUGGCGGUUCAAGUGGUUCAACAGACUCUACUGAUCUGGUUCUUGUUCUUCAAGGAGAUUUGUAUCUUGUUCCUUUUCUCAUGCUUCGACGGGAGCAGGCUGAAAGCUUUCUGUUUGAAAAAUACACAACAAUAAUAGUUCCUUCCAUUAGUGCCUUGCAGAAUUCACAAAACUCUGAUAGAAGAGGUCGACAAGGUGUUCAGUCAUCUGGAGCAUUGGUGGUUGGAAAUCCACGUCUGACUCCAGUCAUCUGUCAACAUUGGCAUCUGAAGGAAAUCCCUGGGGCUGAAUUUGAAGCAAGAAUUCUGGGAGAAUUGUUAACUUGUCGACCUUUGAUUGGAGCAGAGGCUACAAAAGCUGCAGUUCUUCAUCAAAUUGAACAAGUGGAAGUAAUCCAUUUUGCUGCCCACAUUUCUUGGAAAUUGUCUUCUAUAGUACUGUCCCCUGGAGAGUUUAUAUCAAGUCCCAGUCAGCAUUUUCCAGCAAUGGAUUCUGAUGACAGCUCAAGUGACUUUGAUGCCAUUGGAGGACCAGCUCUUUCAGAAUAUCUUCUAACUGCUGCAGACAUCCUUAACCUGAAACUGCGUGCCAAAUUAGUUGUACUUAAUUCAGGCUACACCGACGACCGAGCCGGGCGUAUUAACACAGAUGGUGUUGUGGGACUGACACGUUCUCUUCUCUCAGCUGGUGCUCAGUGUGUUUUGUUCUCACUAUGGCCUGUACCAGACCCAGCCUCAAAACUGCUCAUGAAGACACUGUAUACAGCAUUGCUGGAUGGCAUCAAAGUUACCAAGGCAUUGUCACUGGCAGUGAAGACAGUCCAAACUACAGCUCAGUUCUCACAUCCAUCCAACUGGGGUGGCUGGGUCCUUGUUGGUGCUGAUAUCACCUUGAGCUCUAAGGCAGCUCUUAUGGGACAUGCUCUGGAACAGAUUGUACAAGCUCACAGUACAUGCAGACAGACUCUGAAGGUUCUCCUUCAUUUGGUGGAGAAAUCUUUGCAGCGCAUCCACCAAGGAUGUAAAAACUCCAUGUUUACUACACAACAGAGCAUUGAAAAUAAGGUUGGCCAGGUGGUUGGAUGGAAAGACCUGCUACAGGCUGUGGGGUUUAGGUUUGAACCUGCUACUGAUGGUUUGCCGCCAGCAGUGUUUUUCCCACAGUCUGACCCUAGUGAGAGACUCACUCAGGCUAGCGCUAGUUUGCAGGCAUUUCUAGGACUCCCCACAGCCUCAUUAGUGGCUAUGUCCAAGUUUGUUACUGUUUUUGAAGCUGGAGAACCCUUGAUUCUUGUGCUGCGAGAAAUUCUAAGCAAGCUGACAGCCAAGGAAUCAGCCAUUGAUGUGAUGGUGGAUGUCAGACUGUGGGGCGUCUCUGGCUGCCAUGAAUUCUUGGCUUCACUGAAUGUGGGAUCUGACAAUGUAACCCUCCGGUUGAGCAAGCAGGCAGUGAGGCGGCACCUUCAAUUUGCCCUGCAAGCUCUGGUAUCAGUUUUUGAGCCAACCAAUGGGAUUAUCUGCACAUUUUUAACUGGAAGCAGUUAUUUUUCAUCUCAGCUAAUCAGCAGAGGCUCUUUACAGAAUGUCGCUUGCUUCAUGGCACGUCUGAAAGUCUCUCUUUCUCUAGCUGAUAAUUGCACUCGCUCUAUCCCAGCAGAGAUGGAGAAAGUUAGAAAUGUUCAUAGGAACUCUCUUGCAUUACAGUCAACUCCUUCAGCUUCGCCGCAGUCACCACGAUCUCCACUGCUGGACCCUGCAGUCCAGCUCUCUCACCAGGCUCAUAUCCGCAGUGUCUAUGGGGUUGGACACAAUGCCACUGACCAGACCUCGGUUUUUUCUGCUGUGAGGCAGACAGAACCUCCAGACUUUCCCGGAGAUUCCUCAAUUCAGGAAUCAGAUGUUGGUGUAAAAGUUAGAAGCAGAAUCAACUCUUGCAAUGAGUUUUCAACUGAUGAUAAAGACAGAAGUGCUGAAAAUAAACUCAGCUUGGUUGUCAGUAGCCAUGAUGGGCUAAAUCCCAUGAAAGAAAGAAAUGCAGAAAAUUCUGAGGCAGUAAAGACAUCUAGAAAAUCAUCUCUCUCUGCAGUGCCUCAGCAGGUUAAAAAUGGCAGCUUGAGUGAGGAGGGUCUGCAGAAGUCUGUUACAUUUGCAGAGAAGCUCAUUAGCGAAGAAAUUUCAUUUGAUUCUUCAUCUCCAAGAUGCGAUUCUGGCAGUGAUUACGGAGGAUGUCAUAGACACACAGACUUGUCUAUGAUAGAUUCUAGACAGCAGACAGAGAAGGAAAUUUCCGAGAAAUCAAAGUGCACAAAAACAUCAGAGAUCAGAGAAUAUUUUGAAAAGUUAAACAAACAGAAAGUACAAGACUCAUUGUCUGCAUCUCAAAGUGAAUCUUCAGACCCUCAAACUUUAUCUACUGGCUGCAGUGAAAACAUAAGCAAAUCCCAGAUGAAUUUGUCCAGUGACGCUGAGAGGCAAAAUGUAGCUAUGAAAAUCUUAGGAGAUGUUUCCAGUCAUAGAGUAGCUGUCGAGUUCAUGCAGAAACAAAGUCUUCUUCAGUCACAGGAAACUAAUCGCAGAAUUCAGGAGGAGAAGGAAGCUAAAUGUCAGCCAGAAGUCUUUCAAAUCAAAUCACCCAGAGACAUUCAGAAUCCACAUUUAAGGGAUAAUACUUUUUCAGAAUCUCUGGAUAUUAGCACAAAUCCUAACAGCCUCAAACAUAAUUUUAAUAGAUGCUACUCCAGCCCACACAUUAUGAACAUCUUACACCAACAGACUACCUCUAGUCAAAGUUUACUUCAAGACAGUAAGAGAAGUUCUAUGUCAGGAUGUGUGAAUACACCAGCUUUAAAUAUCAAUUCUACAAUUUCACCAGUUGCUUCUCCAUCAAAAUCCUCACUUGCAACAAAUCCCUCGUACAGCUCUGCCCAGCAUUCUCUUCUAAGGAAGCACCCAAUUCAGCCACAUCACUCUGCUUAUAAUGCACUGUUUCCCCAAGGAGGGUUAAGACCCCCCAGUCCACACUUGCUAGUGACAUCUCCAUCGUUAGGUAAAUCUCUUAGUUCUCCCAGGCUGACUCAUGUGGGCAGAGGAGGACAACCUGGCGCAGGAAGUGGGGAGAACAGUAUCUCAUCUGAUAUCAGUGAAGGUGCUGAGAGCAACAUCCAGUCCUCCGUUUCCAGUGGUUAUCAUUCAGAAAAAAGUGGCUUUUUUGGUGCCAACCUACAAGCCAUUCCUCCACCAAAUGACAAGCAAGACAAGGGUGUCUUUACCCAAGACUUCGUCAACCGAACUCCAUCCUUCACAUACUCCUCAGGUUCUUCAUCACCAUUUAGUCGUACUUCCAACGAUGACCAUGGCUCAGACAGUUCAGGUGGUUUGGGAAAAACAAGCAUGUUUCCCUUCACAAAUGUUUACUUCCCAAACCACAUCCCUAGACAAAAAGAUUUUGUUGCAGGCAAUGCUGAUAUCAGCAAACAAUCACAAGAACCGUGCCUCACAGCCAGAACAACAGAUAACAACAACAAUAGCCACACAGGCAGGAGAGUUCCACUUCCUGGACAAUCCAUGCCAAAUGGACCACUCCCACCAGCUCCUCUAGUAAGAACAAAUGCCUUGCAGUUGAGACCUGAGAGCAGCAACAGUUUAAGUAGUCAGUAUUCUACCUCUUCUUCUACCCUUUCGACAAUUCAUAAACCUUAUAAAGCAGCUGAUUCCCCCAGAGUUAGAGACAGUCAAUCUCAACUAGCGAACACCUCCUACAGAAGUUCAGAUAACAGUAAGUUAUGCAGUAAUACCUCACCACAAUCCACACUUUCCUACUGUCCCACAGUGAACAGUAACUGCAAAAACCCACCUCAUCAGUAUCAGCAGAACGGAAUUUCUACAGCAACUAAAAACUCAACUAUUUAUGCACAGCCAUCACAGACCCUUGGCAGCAGUGUCCACCAUCUCACCUCAGAUAAUACACAUGCCACGACUGGUCAUCAAGAGAAUGAACUUAGUGCCAACCAUUCAAGGACUAAUGAUUCAAAUGUCAUAGACCCAGAAGAAGCUAAUUACAGAACUCAAUUAGGAAAUGUUCAGAGCAUUAUGUUUGACUCAAAAUUAAGCUCUCGUAUGAUUGGUCACAAACAAUUUGAUAAUCAAACUACAAAAAUAUUCAAAAGUUACAAGCCAAUCAGUUGCCAAAUGGGAAAUAAAGAGAUUUCAGAACAAACUGUUAUCAAAGCCGGAAGCGACAGCGGCAGACAUGCCAUUGCAGGAGCCAGAAACACGGCAAACAGUAAUAAAUUACAAAGCGUUCAAUCUCAACCGCCAUUGCAAAACUUAAGAGAAAAAGUUCCACCAUAUUAUGGUCUUCAUUCCUCAAAAUGCUAA